UUUGUCGCGCGUUUCUAUGUUCUGUAUGGAGAAGGCAUUGGCCUGUAUUUUGAACUUACUUUUAUCGAUAAAAGUGCCUGUAAAAGUGGCUUGGAAGCUACCUGAUUGGCUGAGAAGCCAUAUUCAAGGCACUUUUAUCAAUAAAAAAGAGAAUGUGGGCUAUUAACUUUAAUGAGCAUUUACUUAUCUUCAUGACUUUGACUUGUUUAGAUUGUAAUAUUUAAAUAAUAUAAUUACAUAUUAAUAUAAUAAUUACGAUAACACAUGUAUGUUAGUUUGCAACCGGAAGUUCAGCCGCGUAAGGGAGCGCGGCUGACCGGAAGAAAAGGGAUACCGCAGACUAAAACGAACACGAAUGCGAGGGGCGGUUGUGAUUGGCGGAGGCCGUCGGCGAAUCGGGAAGCGUUGCGGAGAGGGAAGAACGUUUGAAAUCGGAAGGAAAGGCGCGGAGUAGCAUGGAGACGCGGGAAGCGAGAGGACGGACAUUUGGAAAAAAAGCAGAUAACUACCCAGACGAGGGGACCUUGGAGAAGUUGCUGACGGAGGAGAAAGCUGGCGGAGACGUCCUGGUGCAAAUCUCCUUGUGGAGGCCCAGGGAGACGCGGGGAAACGACCGAUCGCCUGGCGACUGUAAGUGCGCUGUAAAAUUGCCACCGUUCCCCCUCGUAACUUUUCGCAAAAACAGAGACUUCCCGUCUGAGAACCGAGGCAUCCGGUGGGAAGCUCGACUCGGAACGCGGCACUGGUGGUCGGAACCGUAAAACUAAGUUUAAAAAAGAGAAAGAAUCCCGUCGUCAGCGGGAUCAAAGGGCUAUCCGGUACGGUAAGCGACGCAUCCCGCCAUGCGCGCCCGAUCGUGUCCCGACAUGUUCGCGACGACAGUCUUGCGUCGGGAUAGACAUAUAAAAGUUAAGACAUCCCCGAACUACGACGCGUGGGGAUAAUUGUUUUAUUUAUUCGGCGUAGCGGUUCGUGUAACAAUUACGUCUUACAUAUAUGUAUAUUUUUACGGCUUAGACCGCGUGAGAUCGGAAAAUUAGUUAUAUAAGAUUCGUUCAUUAAGUUCAUUUUACUUUUAUAGGAUUUAUAGAUCAGUAUUUUUUGUUAUUGCUUUAUUUUUUUCAAAAUAGACUUCAUCUUAGUUACUCUCACAAGGUACGUGUCCAUUUUUUAGUGUUUCCCUAUCCCCAUACCCGGUGUCUGAAGCGAGCGUCCGGUGAUCCGAACAUCUCUUCGGGAACGACAACUCUAUCAGGGAAGGAAUCCUUCUAUACAACCCUUCUAUACACCCCUAACAGUAAAGGCGUAUCUGGGGAAACUUGGCCGGUCCAGCUUCCCGGGCCUGGAGUUUGGGCGAAGCUCUCAAAAUAACGCCCUAGCAACCGUGGACGGGAUCCGUGGGGAACUUUCCUCCUCAAGGUUCGGCGGGAUUAAACGCUGAACGUUUUCACUAAGCUAGUGACAUCCGGUCACACGUUACGACAAAAUUAUGUGAUGUUAUUGUUUCGGGAACAGAUAUUUCUAAUUUUAACGUAGCAGGAAAAUAUUACAUAUUUCUCGAAGCUAAGUUAUAUUAUUUGUAGAUUGUUUUUUGUGCUAAAAGUACGAGUUGACGUAAUGAGAAGAGCACCGUGGUUAUACGAUAAUUGAUCUCGUCCUCAAAAUUUACACAAUUGCUAAAAGGCUAAUCCUUGACCUCCCUCCUCUGCUCAUUUCUACGGCAUUUGAAUGAAUUUUUAUCUAGCGAUUUUAGAUGUCAAGUUAACAGUUGGCAACAGUUUCAAAGAACUCAUUUUAUUCUUCUAUUCUAUAAUAAUAAUGUAAUCAUCUUCGCGAGAUAUUCUUUAAAUUUAGCUACUGUUGUCACAGCAAUAAUUAUAUUUCUACUUCAAUUGAAUUCUUAUCAAACAUAACUUUGUCACUAGAACACGCCGAAGAAAUUCUCUUGCGAUACGUCACUUAUCGAGAUUACUAGCCGGACGCGACUGACAGAUCUGAUCUAGUUAUUUGGCAUCAAAUUGCAAAUUCCGGGCGUGCGCCUUUUCUUUCGCGUUACUUGUCGGCGAAGCUGCGCGUUAAACGGAUUCGAGAAACGCGAGAACGGUCUGCCUGAGGAUGCCACUGCAUCGGUAUACACAUGCCAUCCUGUGCAGGAUCCCGCUGUCGCUGCGCACGCGGGGCGAAGUGACGUUGGAUGAAGCAAGGACGCAGCACUUGGCCCUGGCACAGCUUCUACGUGAGCUCGACAUUGACGUCGUUGAGAUGCCGCCGGACGAGAACUCGCCGCUUUGCGUCUUCGUCGAGGACGUCGCUGUUGUCUGCAACGGUAUCGCUUUGAUUGCUCGGCCGAAUGAACCGACACGUCUUAAAGAGCUUGAUACUAUCAGAGCUGUUCUGAAAAAAGAAUUGGAAAUACCACUCAUUGAAAUAAGCGACCAGAAUGCUCGCUUGGAUGGCGGAGAUGUUCUUUUCACCGGCAGAGAAUUCUUUGUUGGACUGUCUCACUUUACAAAUGAGGCGGGAGCACGAGCAGUUGCUGCGGCAUUUCCGGAAUAUCCUUGUGUACCUAUCAAGGUGGGUGAUGGUGGCGAAGAGGUGAUAGUGGAGAGUCUUACCUCAGCCCCUCUUCAGGUGGCUGAAUCCAAACGCUUGAAAGCAUUGGUUACGAUGGCCGGGCCGGAUGUUAUAUGCGUAGGAGCUGGAAAAGAAUCUCAAGAGGUUCUCAAGAGGAUCGAACGAGAAGCGACAUAUAAUUAUCAAACGUUGACCGUGCCCGAAGAUGCAGCCGCUAACGUGCUCUACGUGAACGGCACGCUUAUUCAUCGGUCGGAAAACGAGAUUCCGCAGUCGAGUAAGGUGUUCGCCGAGAAGGUGGAGUUCCCUACUAGAUCGCUGCGUAUGUCCGAAUUGGCGAAAGUCAGCUCAGGUUUGUCUUCGUGUUGCUUAUUGGUGCGCAGACCGCGGCAUAUCCGCAGCAUUUAAACGGUAGUGAGGAAACGAGAUCUAUAUUUCGCGAUUUAUCACGCUAUUCGCGGAAACGAGACAUAAAAUCGUAGUCUCUCUUUUUAUUUUAUCGAAUUCAUGGAGGAAUACAGUGAAGAUGCAAAACAUGACGACGUGACGUUAACAUAUGUGUUACCCUGACAAUUUGAUAAGUAUUUUUUUAAGUAAUCAUUUUGAAGAGUUUUCGUAUUAUUAUUUUGAAAGAGAAAGAUAUAAUAUUUGA
Dinoponera quadriceps is the source of this 3226-nucleotide messenger RNA. RefSeq names its product N(G),N(G)-dimethylarginine dimethylaminohydrolase 1. The transcript has 6 exons. The coding region runs from base 2116 to 2982 and encodes 288 amino acids. Gene Ontology annotation, molecular function: dimethylargininase activity; amino acid binding. The record is from RefSeq and is a predicted model, not a curated record. Lineage: Eukaryota; Metazoa; Arthropoda; Insecta; Hymenoptera; Formicidae. Gene Ontology annotation, biological process: arginine metabolic process; positive regulation of nitric oxide biosynthetic process.